AUGAUGGUCGAUGGUCACUUAUCUUCACGUGAUUUCUCUUUGACACUUUUCAAUGACACAUCAUAUCUCAAAGGUUAUCAUGAAUUAUUACGCAAAUUUUUAUUCCGUUCAACACACACAUUACCUGCACUUGGUCUCGCUAUACUAGAAGCUCUACCAAAUAAAUAUAAUAAACGCUUCCAUCACUUGGCUCAUAAGUUCUACGAUGAAAUUCAAGUUUUAUUAGGUAACGAUGGAGUUUUAUUUCUUCCCACGUUUCCUCAAUCUGCACCAUAUCAUGCUUGGCCAUUACUAAUGAACACAUUUGAUUAUAUUUAUUGUGGAAUCAUCAAUGCAUUAGGUUUACCAUCAACUCAAUGUCCACUUGGAUUAGACACUCAACGAUUACCCUUGGGUAUUCAAUGUAUUGCUGGUCGUGGACAUGAUCAAUUGACAUUAGCUAUCGCACAAGAAAUUGAGCGUGCACAACAAGGUGGAUGGGUAUCACCAUCAUCAUUACCAACUUCUACAUAA
This is a messenger RNA of Adineta ricciae, 513 nucleotides long. Lineage: Eukaryota; Metazoa; Rotifera; Eurotatoria; Adinetida; Adinetidae. The record is from the annotation of a GenBank genome assembly.